Messenger RNA from Gossypium raimondii (Peruvian cotton), 614 nucleotides. RefSeq names its product probable small nuclear ribonucleoprotein G. The coding region runs from base 110 to 352 and encodes 80 amino acids. Gene Ontology annotation, molecular function: RNA binding. Gene Ontology annotation, cellular component: U2 snRNP; U12-type spliceosomal complex; U4 snRNP. Gene Ontology annotation, biological process: spliceosomal snRNP assembly; mRNA splicing, via spliceosome. The transcript has 4 exons. NCBI's taxonomy places the organism in Eukaryota, Viridiplantae, Streptophyta, Magnoliopsida, Malvales, Malvaceae. The record is from RefSeq and is a predicted model, not a curated record.
UCAGAGGCUUUCAUUUUUAGUCUACGAAUCACAGCUCUUCUUCCUGCCCUAAACCCUAUUCCCCUCUUUCUCGCUCUCCCGCUCCGCAGUAGACCAACCUCCCGGCACUAUGAGCAGAUCAGGCCAGCCUCCAGAUCUCAAAAAGUACAUGGACAAGAAACUCCAGAUCAAGCUGAAUGCAAAUCGGAUGGUUGUUGGUACCCUUCGUGGGUUUGAUCAGUUUAUGAAUCUAGUGGUUGACAACACAGUAGAGGUGAAUGGCAAUGAGAAAACUGACAUAGGCAUGGUGGUGAUCAGAGGAAAUAGCGUUGUUACUGUUGAAGCCCUUGAACCUGUUGGCAGAAUGCAGUGAUUCUGGUUUUUCUAUUGAUUUAUCACUUUGAUGUAUCUCUUCGCUUUGUUGUUUCAAUGGCAUCCCUGCUAGUUUGGGAUUGGGAUUGGGAUAUUUUAUGUAAUUGAGAAUUUGUCGGAAGUUAGAUGGGUCUCCAUGGAAUCUGCUUUUCGUUUCUCAACUUUACCCGGUGGAUUGCCCUUUGUGCAUUUCAAACGGAUUUAACUGAAUGUAGAGAAUGGUUACUGCAAUUCUUAUUUUUAGUGCUCAGGCCUCAUUGAAA